AUGGACGUGGGCGCCCCUGCGAGGCCCGGCGCGAGCGGCAGCUCGGCCGGGGGCGCGGGGCCCGCUGCCGUGCCGGGCGACCCGCUCGGGCCCUUGGCCUCCCUCCCGUGGGAGCAGCAGGAGCGCGCGUGCGCGCUGGUCCUGAAGCUGCUGGAGCGCAUCGCGCAGGCCCCGGGCGACCCGAAGUUCCGCUGCGUGUCCAGGGGCUCCCAGAGGCUCCAGAAGGACCUGCUGGAGCUGCCCGGCGGGGACGCCCUCCUGCGCUGGGCCGGCUUCGACGACCUCGGUGACCACUUCGGGAUGCCGGCCGGCACCCCGGGCUCCCGCGCCGAGGAGCGGGCCAGGGACCUGCGCUCGCGCGCGGAGGCGGAGCGCGACAGGCAGUGGCGCAGGGCCCGCGACCGGCGCAUCGAGGAGGAGCGGCAGCGGCGACUGCCGCGCGGGGACGGCUCGCCCGUGCGGCGCUGGCGCGGCGGCCUGCCCACCUUCGCCCGAGGGUCCGCCGGCGCCUCCGGCCUGGAGUGCUCGAAGGUCGCGGCGCGGGUGGCGGUGGCGGCGGACGGCUCUCGCCCCCGGGGCCUGGCGCCCCUGCGCCUGGACGGGCUGCUGGACCCUCUGGCGCCCGCGGCCGCGGGGGGUGCGCCCGUGGAGUACGAGCUCUACGCCGUGAUCCAGCACAUCUCGACCCAGACAUCCAGCGUCGAGAGAAUCGGGAAGUUUGUGCUUAGGUUUUUUUGUUCUUCCAACAUCGGGGCCACGCCCUUCAGCGGGCACUACGUGGCGCACUGCUGGCACGAGUCCUCUGGGGCGUGGUGGCGGUUCGACGACUCCCACGUCGCCCGCGUGCCCGCCGAGCGGGUCGCGGACGAGGUGCUCACCAGCGGCUCGUACGUCCUCCUACUGGCCACCCCGCGGUGGAUGGCGGCGCGGCGGGGGCGCGCGGCGCCCUGCGGGGGCGGCUCCGCGGGGGCCCGCGGGCUGCCGUGGCUGGCGCUGGCCGUCGUGGGGGCCGCCGCCUUCCACGACGACGACUGCGAGCUGGCCGCGGACAGCCCUGGCGCGAUCGUGGACUGGCGGCGGCUCAGGGAUUUGCUUGACGGUCCCGGGCGGGAGGACGUCGAGCUGGGCCGCAUAUUAGCAGAUCUGCGGGGUCUGCGGCAGGAGAGGGUCAAAGAGCAGUGCUUUCUGGGUGUGGUCUCGGCGUGCUUGGUCGAUGCAGCUGUGGGCACAGCGCGGGCUUGCAUCGAGGGGGUGUCGCUGGAGAGGAUGCUGGCCUCGCGGUGGCCCAUCCUUGACCUGCUAGCCGAAGUGCAGCGCAAGGCGGGCGGGGACUCGUUGUCAUGCGACUCAGUGGGGCACCCCUCGCUAGACUGGACGGAGUGGCGAUCCACCGUGUACGCCUUCGUAGAGAAAGUGCCCCCCUGGGUGAAAGGUCUCACGGAUAGCGAUGCAGUGCCAGCUGAAUUCAACGACGCUAUCGGGGAAGCGCAGGCGGUUGUUUGGAAGGCGAGCUCAGCUGCUGUCGCUGAUGGCCUCACCAUCGGGGAAUGGACGAGCCAUUGCACUUUGGGUGUCAUCACUGCCCAUGCAGUGAGGGCAGUGGGAAUGGUGAUAGGAGAUGGGGAUAUCUAUCGGAUCGUGCAGCGGGCGCUGGAGACCUCUGCGAAGACGUUCGAGUUCAUAGAGGACGCGCUGCAGUCCCCCUGGCCGAUCUUCGGUGUGCUCGGCGCGCUCGGUCUCUUCUCGGGCGAGGUCACCCGACCGGCCCAGCACGACACGCGGCUCACGCCUGCGGACCUCUCCCCGCUGCGGGGCGGAGCGGAGGAUGCCGCUCGCUCCGCGGUGUGGCGGACCGCAGCCGAGGUCCUGCGCGGGGCCGCCGCGGCGUCGGGCGGCCUGAGGGCCGUCAUGCUGACCGCUCUCGCGCACGACCGUAUCAAGUUCUUGAUGAACUUCUUCAAGCGCGCCGAGCGGCUGGGCUUUCUGGAGACAGUGGCGGUGGUGCCCCUGCGGCAGAACGUCACGCAGUCUUGCCAGACGAUCGCGCAGCUCUUCGCAGCUCAGCGGGAGGGCCGCUUGCCAGCUGGCUGGGACCCGUGCCUGCCCUUCGUGUCCGCGUUCGCCAACCGCGCGCAGUGGCUCUACCUGCACGUUGCUGUGCAGCUUGGACUCGCUGCCCUGUGGUUCCAUUUUGAGGUCCUAUGGGUGCAGAGCCCGCUGCCAGUGCUGAACAGACUAUUGGUACAGCCCUCGCAGGUCCUGCCAUACAGGCACCCUUGCCAGCGACGGUGUUGUGCAGAGACGGAUGCCGAUGUCUUCCUGGCCGACAACUUCUAUGCUGCGUAUAUGCCGCGACACACUCUUUUUAUUCUCAGGGCGUCCUCGGCUACACAGUCUUGGCUUCAGCUCUUCGUGCAGUGGUUGCUGACGUACCCGUUUGCUGACGCUAGGCGUGGCCUGCAUUAUAUGGCGUAUCCCGAAGAGCCAGACUCUGUUCCCUCGAUGUCCAUGCUGCCUGGAAAGGACAGCAUGCCUCGCGUCGCGAUUGGAGAUCUGGACGUGGAGCAGCAGUUCGUGGGGACUGACGGCUGGUUCGGGGGAAUCAUGGAGACCAGCCAGGUUGCUACGGGCAUCAUCAUUGUACGUAAGACAAAGAUGGCAAUUCAGUUCUUGAGGGAAUGGCUGGCUGCAUGCGAGGACCCGCGCAUCAUGACAGAGGAGCCUUCAGUGUUAGGGUUUCCAGAUUACUUCACCUUCAAGAACAACAAUGAUGACCAAACCGCAUUCUCGCUCGUUUUCAAGCGCUACGGCUUCGUGCCUUUUUCUGUCGGGGAGCGCGACGAUGUCGUGUACACCGGACGCAACCUGGCGAAGUUCCGGCAGGUCUCGGACGCCUUCGCGGUCGGCCAGACAUCAGACCGCGAGGCGUACCUUCAAGCAGCGGACACGGCCGCAGCGGUGCAUGAGGCGGCCCCCGACGCGCAUGCUGACGGGAUAUAA
Messenger RNA from Prorocentrum cordatum, 3000 nucleotides. The record is from the annotation of a GenBank genome assembly. NCBI's taxonomy places the organism in Eukaryota, Dinophyceae, Prorocentrales, Prorocentraceae.